UCUAGCGACCUUAAUGAUCACAGAAGAGAUGGUGGUUUUUGUUACCCUUUUGAAGUUUCAGGCACCACUGUAGGCUGUUAACUAACAAGACUCGUAAGUCCUAAGACAGUGGAAAGCACCCUCAAAAGUAGUUAGUUGCCGGCUUAAGACUACUUUACGGCUCAUAAUCUAGGCUCAUCGCCAAGGUCGUCGCCUUGAGAUUCUUUGUGAGAGAGGAAUCCAUCCCAUGGGUUGGUGUGGUUGGUUUAGUUUUACCAAAGAAGAGCAAAUCUAUUAAUACUGAGUUGAUGCAAACUGAAUUAAGGAGGAAUUGCUAUUUUGCAACUAGUACCGCAAAGCUCUGUAACAGAGGCAGGCAGGGGCCCAAAAAUCAGCACAACCAAAUGUAUGCAAGCGCCUUGCGGCCUCUGUGCUUACAGUCGUGUACACACAACUGUAGAGCACCAGGUCACAAAGGCGAGUAAACAGAGAACCAAAAUGGCGCCUGGCGUCCUUGAAAAAGCCUCACUUGGUCGUGUCCCUCCCUGAGGAGGCCCCUCCCUUCCCGCUUCGUUGAGUGACUGGGAGCGGACGCCAAUAGCGUCCCUGGCCCUGCUUGCUUUUGGUUCAACCGCCUAUCAGCACGAGCCAGAGGGCAAGCGGGGCGGGGCGGCACCCUUGCGCGCGCCGCCGGGUACACGGGCGCCGCGUUCUCGCGCGGCUGCGGCACACGGGUUCGGCGGUCUCGGAAGCCAGGAGUUGGGCCCCGCGUGGGCUGGAGCGGCUGCCCUUCAGUUCCACUAGUGAGGACCUGGGGCCCUUCCUGCUGGAUGGGACGCGCUGCCUGUAGACGGAGGACGCAUCUCACUGGGAAUGCGAUGCAAUCCCUGGCGCCCAUCUGAGUCACCUUAGAGUAAUAAUCAACAUUAACUGGAGGCGCUGUGCACAUGUGAUAAACGCCCUGGGAUUUAGUUUUCCAAGUUCCUGUGUCUUCACAGAUGCAGUAAAAUCCUCUGUAUCAGUGAAGGCUGUGGGACACCAGUGUGCUGUGCGCUUAGGGAGCACAGGACCCGCUAAGCUGAGGAGAAGCAGCCAUGGACUGUGUAUGUCUUCACCCGCUAGCCCACUCCUCCACGGAACCCACAGCCUGGAGCCCCAGCUCUUCUGACCACCUUCUAUGAGAAAGGAAAGUGCAUUCCUUGUGAAUUCCAAGCGCUUCCCUGCUGAAGGCCAGUUAUCUGGAGCACUGGUGAAGCGGCCUGGCAGUGUGCACACAGUUACCCGCGUCCAUCAACUAUGUCCUUCAGUGCCACCAUUCUUUUCUCCCCUCCCAGCGGCAGUGAAGCCAGAUGCUGCUGCUGUGCCUGUAAGAGCGAGACUAGCCAGGGCAGCACGGGUUCUCAGGGCGGGAAUCCUCCUGCCGGUACCCCCAUCACAGUGACUGGACAUGGCCUGGCAGUCCAAAGCUCCGAACAGCUCCUGCACAUUAUCUACCAACGCGUGGACAAGGCAGUGGGUCUGGCUGAGGCUGCUCUGGGGCUUGCGCGGGCCAACAAUGAGUUGUUAAAACAGCUCCAGGAAGAAGUGGGUGAGCUACGGCAGGGGAAAGUGUGCACCGCUGAUGAAGAUGGUGAGAGCAGGGCCCGCAGCCCACCACCCGAAGAGCCUGGAGUGCUCAAGGGGAGUCCAGGAGAAGCCUCCAAGACCGUGCCUGCCAUGGAGGAAGAGUGUGAUAGCGUGGGCAGUGGUGUGCAGGUGGUGAUCGAGGAGCUGCGGCAGCUGGGGGCUGCCUCCACCGUGGGACAAGGACCCUUGGGCUUCUUCGCAGCCCCCCAGAGAGAUGCGCGGCUUCCAGGAUGCACUCUGGCUGCGGUAGAGGGAGCCCCGCUGCUAAACCCAAUGGCGGCAGACGACUAUGCGGCCUCUGAGGGUUCAAUACAACGAGUGUUGGUCCCUGCUUAUGCCAAACAGCUGUCACCAGCCACACAACUGGCUAUCCAGAGGGCAUCCUCAGAGCCAGGACCAGAAAGUGGAACCAAGCUGCCAGCAACCCGCCCCGAGGACAUGCUUGGAUCUGCAGCGCUGGACAGUGCCUUGGAGGAGUCAGGCCCCGGAGGCACUGGGGAAUUGAGCCGCUCUCUGGGAUUUAUUGGCUCCCCGUGCAGGAUCCGAGGAACUGGGCAGAAAAACUCCAGGCGUAAGCGAGAUCUGGUGCUCUCUAAACUGGUCCACAAUGUGCACAACCACAUCACCAAUGACAAGAGAUUCAAUGGGUCUGAAAGCAUUAAGUCGUCUUGGAAUAUUUCAGUAGUGAAGUUCCUUCUGGAAAAGCUCAAGCAGGAGCUGAUGGCGAGUCCCCACAAUUACACUGACAAGGAGCUGAAAGGAGCCUGUGUGGCCUACUUCCUUACCAAGAGGCGAGAGUACCGAAACUCUCUCAACCCUUUCAAAGGUCUAAAGGAGAAAGAGGAGAAAAAACUUCGAAGUCGCCGAUAUCGGCUUUUCGCCAAUCGGUCCAGUAUCAUGAGGCACUUUGGACCCGAGGACCAGCACCUGUGGAAGGACGUGACAGAAGAACUGAUGUCCGACGAGGAGGACAGUCUUAAUGAGCCAGGGGUGUGGGUGGCCCGCUCUCCCCGAUUCAGGGCCCAGCGCCUCACGGAGCUCUGCUAUCACCUGGAUGCUAACUCUAAGCACGGCACCAAAGCCAACCGUGUGUACGGGCCGCCCUCAGACAGACUGCCUUCCGUGGAAGCCCAGCUCCUUCCUCCCGAGCUUUACAACCCCAAUUUCCAAGAAGAGGAAGGAGGAGGCAAUGAGAAAGGGCCUGUCUCUCCAUCCUACGACCAGCCCCACAAGACAUCCUGUCCUGACUUGAACUCGUUCAUUGAAAUCAAGGUGGAAAAGGACGAGUACACUCUAUAACAAGGAUAACCGGCUCCUGUCACUCUACGUCCCAGAAAUGGACGGCUCAGAUCAGGAGGCGCCUCCGGCAGCCUAGAAAAAAAACUCUGCUUUCUUAACAUUUCCACUUGAAGCGGAGCUGGAGACUCUGGUGGGGUAGUAGAACUUACAUAGAAGGCAAGGGAGGGUCGCCCGCCCCCACCCACCACCCACCUACCCAUCCCCGUGAACGGCAACCCAGAAAAUGCUUAUUCCCAAGCAUAAACAGUGCCUCAGAGGAGCCUGGGAUGCAAAGGAAGAUGGGCCAGAGAAACGAGAGGCCUUGAUCCACGUCCCAUCUCUGACUUUGUUUGUCCCCCACAUCCCACUUGUACCCAUAGCUCAGGAGAAACACUUGCUGGUCUUGUGCUGCCACGGAGGCCGAACAGAGCAGUCCAGGGUGAUACUGCCCCCUGGUGGGAAGUUUUGGUCAUGGGCUUUCUAAUCUGAGCAGGGGAUCAUGGGUUUACCGCUAUUUGGAAUUAGGGUGUAGAUAUGAUAGUUAUUGUUUGGAUUUUUAAAAUGAUAGUUAUUGUUUGUUGCAUUAUAUGAGAAAAUUUUAUUAUUUCCAUAUUACAUGUAAGAAAAUUAAAGUUUAAACAUUUCUCAUGC
Messenger RNA from Rattus rattus (black rat), 3534 nucleotides. It is a transcript of the gene C12H14orf93, whose product is annotated as chromosome 12 C14orf93 homolog. The record is from RefSeq and is a predicted model, not a curated record. The coding region runs from base 1276 to 2904 and encodes 542 amino acids. The transcript has 7 exons. Lineage: Eukaryota; Metazoa; Chordata; Mammalia; Rodentia; Muridae.